Messenger RNA from Ectocarpus sp. CCAP 1310/34, 3231 nucleotides. Lineage: Eukaryota; Phaeophyceae; Ectocarpales; Ectocarpaceae. The record is from the annotation of a GenBank genome assembly.
AUGCUGCUUGUGCUUGCUUUUCUACCCUUGGCUUACGCAAUAGUGACUUCAAGCUCUCGUCGACAUUGUGUUGUUUCGAAACCUGCCGUAACCCGUCUUCUUUCGUCUGUCAAACCCUUUCUUCUCGUGCAGCCUGGCAGCCAUGGCGGCGGCAGCGGUGGGAGUGUUGGCGGUGUUGAUAGCGGCGAUGGCGCUGCCGGCGCCGACAUCCACGGGCAGCAAGAGUCGCCGGUGACGUUCACGAGAAACGCCUUCGUGGCCGAGCAGCUCAAGCACCUUGCGAGGGCCGUCAGCAGCAUCCCAUCGUCCCCUGCGGUGGGACAGGAAGUGGGGUGGUGGGGAGACAGAACAGCCGGGGGCGGGGGAGACAACAACCCGCACAUGGGCAGCGCGCCACCCGUGUUCUUGCUUCAGUCCCCCGCCUCGCACCUCUAUCGGCAGCUCCGAUCGACGCCAUCCACAGCGAGCAACACCGAGGCUUCUGGGAGCUCCUCUCGGCCCCUGUCCCACUCUGGAGGCGCUGCUUCGCCCAACGAGAGAGCUGCCGCCGCUGCCGGCGCGGCAGGCACUUUGGAUGCAACCACCACGCCCCCUCGCCUUGAUUCGGCAUCAACGUCGGGGGGAAUCCUGCAGUCGCCCGGGGGAGAACGGGGUGCCGGGGCGGCGGCACCGACCGCCUUGGCGGCUGGUUCGGCCGCAGGAGGCGGCGGCGCCGGUGGCCCUGGAGUCCACGCCGCUCCUUCGCCCGCUGGCCCUCCCGGCAUCGGCGGUGCUGAGCGCGAGGCGUCCUGGUCUCAGGGAUCGACGGUCCAGGAGUACCUCGUCGCCCAGCUGCAGCAGCUGUCGCAGCUACUGGACUCGCCGCCGCCGCGUCGGGAGGCGGGGCCGAAGACCGGCUCGACGCUUCCAGAGCUGGCGGUGGCCGUGGCACCCGAAGAAGAACGGCGCAGGAGCGGAAAAAGGAGCUUGGAGAGGGCGGGCAGCGGCGGGAGUUCCCUGCAAUACUCGCUGUCGACCGCGUCCUCGAGGUCCGGUAGCCCCUUCUCGCUCGACGGGACGACGGCAGCGAUGGCUGUGACAGCGGCCAAGAAGGCGUCCCGUGGCAGCGGGAGCGAAGGCGGCGGCGGCGAAGGCAGCGGCGAGUCUAGCAAAAUCGACGUGGAGGGCGUAGAGCCAGUGUCAAGUUCGACCACGCCCUCCGCGUUGUUCUCGGCGGGGAGGAUGGUAACAACGCCGCUGUGGCCGCCGCCGGUGCCUCGGGGAGCGGCCGCCCCAUUCGAAGGCGGUGGACUCGCUGCGGCCUCUCUCCGACCGGCGGGAGACGCACGAUCUCCACCAGGAGGCGGAGCCGGCAAGGUCAAGGAGGGCGAGCGAAAAUCUCCCACUUCGGUAUCGCCGCCUCCAAUGGUGUCCCCGGUUCCCGAAAGCGCCGUCGGCAACAGGUACGGCGGCGCCGGGCUGCCUUCGGCGGCGGGGGUGCGACCGGGGACGAGAGUCUCAUCCAGCGCGGCGGUCCGGGAGGGUAACGGCUACAAGGACGUCGAAAAUGGCACCGGCAGCGGCGGCGUGACCGCGGACGGCGUGGGCGACGACGGAGGGCGGCCCGGCAGGGAAAGGUCGACGUCGGCUGCGGCUUCGUCGGCCGCGGCUUCGACUGGCCACAUAUGGAGCAUGAGGUCCGUCCGGGAAGGGUCGGAGGAGAGUGGCGUGCUUCAUCCCACGAGGAGGCGGUCCUCGUACAGGAGCAGGAGCGGGGCUUCCCACCGCCUCACGGAGGCGUUCGGGCGGGCCAAGCUCUGGCGGCGCAUGCUCGACUCGGAGUCGCGCACGGGGAGCGCCGUCAUGGCCGGGAUAGAGGACGAGAACAGGGGGGCGCUGGAGCAGGGGCUUGUGCUGCCGUGCGCUCCCUCGGACGAAGAAAAGGUGAUCUACCACAAGACCGGCAGGUGUUUCCUUGUGACCGCUGGCGUCGUUUCGGUAGGCGCUUUGUCCGCGGGCAUGUGGCUCUUCACGUUCGCGGCCCCCUUCUUCUACUGGUUUGCCGCCCCGACGGCCUUCAUCAUGGGGUACCUCUUGCUCUCUUAUUUCGGGGUGGCCGUGUGGGGCAAAGACUUCGACCCGGAGGACCACGCCGCGAGGCUCCGCAAGGCGCAGCACGAGCACUACUACCCGUCGGUCGACAUCUUCCUGCCGGUCUGCCGGGAGCCCACCCACUUGCUCGACAACACCUGGAAGUACGUGCGGGCCCUGGACUACCCCAACGUGACCGUGCAUGUGCUGGACGACGGGGCGAAGGAGGAGCGACGAGCUUCCGAACGCGAAAACACGUGCGAUCGCGCACCGAUUGUGUCGUGCAAAGUACAAACGAUGCACGCUUCGCAAAACACGCUCGAAACUGAAACCGCAGACAUUCGGCGGACCAACAUCCCGGAGCUGAAGAAGGCUGGCAACCUUCGGUACGCCUUCGCCCGCACUUCCGGCGAGGUCUUGGUCAUCUUCGACGCUGACUUCUGCCCCAGGCCCGAGUUCUUGAAGGAAACCACGCCGUACUUCAAGGACAGAGAUGUGGCCAUCCUGCAGACGCCGCAGUUCUUCCGGUACCGCGAGGAGCAGACGUGGGUCGAGAAGGGCGCGGGCGUGACGCAGGAGCUCUUCUACCGAAUGGUGCAGGUUAAUCGGGACAAGUUCGACGCGUCGAUUUGCGUGGGCACGUGCGGCGUGUACCGGCGCGAGGCGCUCGCGCCCUUCGGCGGGACCGCGGCUAUCGGAUAUUCGGAGGAUGUGCACACCGGCUUCAACUGCAUUCAGCUCGGCUACAAGGUGCGCGACGCCUGGACAUGCGUGUCGGGCUGUACUUUGACCGGCACCUUCGCAAGAGCAACCGCCUGCUCGGGCAUAAGUUUCUGCCAUUCUCUGUCGUUUUAUAGCAUGUACCAGGUGAAGUACGUCCCGCAGGUGAUGGCGAUGGGGACGUGUCCCGACGAGCCGCGGGCCUUCUUCAUGCAGCAGUACCGCUGGUGCAUGGGAAGCACCACCCUCCUGUCCAACCGGGAGUUCUGGCAGUCCACCCUGACCAGGAAGCAAAAGCUUUGCUACCUCAGCGGGAUGUUCUACUACUCGGCCACGGCGAUGGUGAGAGAAAAAUGGGAUGCACAGCGCAUGAUGGCUAUUUUCCUUUUCGAGAAAAGCCCUUUGCUUCUUGGGAAGUUUUUCACCGACCGUGUUGUCUAA